CCUCCUCCUCCUCCUCCUCUUCGCGGCGGCGGCGGCUUUCUCGGCCCCAGCUCCCUCCGCUUCGCCUGGCUCCUCCGGGAGGCUCCCGCGCCGUGCCGGCGAGGACGGAGUGCUCUGUGGCACUGCCUGCAUCCUCUUGUUUGAGGACUGUGCUCCUGGGAACAGGAAUUGGAGGCAUUGCCUUGGGAGGGACUUGGGCAGAGCCUUGCACAGGAGGCACUGCUGCAAGGAGCUUCUGGGAGUUCCAGGGCUGAAGAGACCUGUCUCUGUCUGGAGACCUCUUGGUAAAGGUGAAGACCUCCUGACAAGCCAGGCAGCCUUAGCAGGAGCUCAGAAAUCUUAUAUCAAGCUUCUCGGAGGAUUUCAGUCCCAGCCAUAUUAUUGUGAUGUUGGUGAACUGUAUCUGAAGUUGAUGAUGGGGAAAAGAAGACCACAAAGCUUGCUGGGAUACUGAGAGAGAGCCUGGAGACAUUUCAUCUACCAUACAAGCUUAGAGAGUGUUGAUUCUGAAGCAGAACAACUGCAGCCCGUGUCUGAAGGCUGUUCUACUCAUCCGAACAUGCAGCAAGUGUGCCUGUGUGAGUGCUGCUCUGCAAGCAGAGGGCAAAAAACCCCAAGCCCAAACAACAUGAUGCUGUGUUUGUGCCAGGAAUUCAAGCUUUCCUAUAACCACUAAUGCUGUGCAGAAUCCCCUGGAGCAUUACAUCCCUCCGUUCAGAGUGCAGACAAGAGUUUGGCAUUGCGCUUUUACAGAUCGCUGCCGGUCGCCGAGCGCAAAGGGAGCGGCGAGACUCCUGCAUCUUUCAGCGAGAAGAAAGGAGUCAGCAGAGCAGACUAAUACGGACUUGUGUCGAGUGGCCUUGCCCUACAAAGGCUGCCUUUAAAAGAGAAACGCAGUGUUAUUUAAUGAGCUGUGAGAUGAGGUGCUGCUGCUAACGCUCAGAUCCCAGGAUUCAUCGGCUAUUCAUUGUGCUUAAUGUACAUGUUUCUGCACCGUGCAUUUAGGAGAUCCCAGAGAAGAAUCCAAAACGGCUGCGGGGGAAAGACCACCAAACAUGCCUACAGAAACACUACCGACAGGUAGCAUGGUGAAGCCGGUCAGCCCUGCCGUGACUUUCACGUCCGCUGUUCCUCUCCGCAUCCUGAACAAAGGACCCGACUAUUUUCGCAGGCAGGCGGAGCCUAAUCCGAAAAGACUGAGUGCGGUGGAGAGGCUGGAAGCCGACAAGGCGAAAUAUGUCAAGAGCCAGGAGGUCAUCAAUGCCAAGCAGGAGCCUGUGAAGCCGGCAGUGCUAGCGAAGCCGCCGGUCUGUCCUGCGGCCAAGCGGGCCCUGGGGAGCCCCACCUUGAAAGUCUUCAGCAACAAUGCCAAGACCGAGAGUGGCGUCCAGAGAGAAAAUCUGAAACUGGAGAUUCUGAAGAACAUCAUCAACAGCUCUGAAGGCUCCAGCUCAGGUUCAGGGCAUAAGCACGGUCCCCGAAACUGGCCGCCUCACAGAGCUGAUUCAACAGAGCUGAACCGGCACUCGUUUGCUGAGUCUUUGAAAGUUUACCCCACCCAGGGCCGUAGCAGCCCGCAGGAGAGCAGCUCCAAUGUCAGCAGAAGGCUUCUAGAUCAGUCAGCUGAGACUUUCUUGCAUGUCUCUCACAGCUCCUCAGACAUUAGGAAAGUAACUAGUGCAAAGCCCUUAAAAGCAAUACCCUGCAGUAGUUCAGCCCCACCUCUGCCUCCAAAGCCCAAAAUCGCUGCCAUCACCACCCUGAAAUCCCCAGAGAUUGAGGCAGUCGAGUCUGGAUGCGGAGUUAGUAGAAGACCCUCCCUACAGCGAUCAAAAUCAGACUUGAGCGACAGAUACUUUCGUGUCGACGCAGAUGUUGAACGAUUCUUUAACUACUGCGGACUGGAUCCUGAAGAGCUUGAAAACCUCGGGAUGGAAAACUUUGCAAGGGCUAACUCUGAUAUUAUAUCCCUCAACUUUCGCAGUGCAAGCAUGAUUAGCUCAGACUGUGAACAGUCUCAGGACAGCAACAGUGACCUUAGAAAUGAUGACAGUGCCAAUGACCGUGUGCCAUACGGCAUUUCUGCCAUUGAAAGAAAUGCCAGAAUCAUCAAGUGGUUAUAUAGCAUCAAGCAAGCUAGAGAGUCACAGAAAGUGUCCCAUGUGUGAGAGAAAAAUCCACCGUAGAAAAAGCAAGGACUGUAUCUUUGUCUGUGAAUAUUCAGUUGUGAAGGGUUGUGAAGUCGACUUGAAGUCUUGUACCCUUCUCAAAUCUCUUUGUGUUGCUUGUUGUGCAAUGUUUCCAAGUUGCAUGCCUGUCAACAUGUGAGCUGAUCUGGCUUCCACUUGAACAAUAACUAACUACAAAGCGUGGCUCAGCAUACACAUUAUCUGCCAAAAGUUUAAGACGAGAAUCUAAUUAGAGCUUCGGUAUAAUCAAAGUGUUUACAUGGAAGGGUUAUAUGACUUCUUUGGUAUUUAUGUGGUUCCUUGUGGAUUUUAUAUAUGUCACUUUUUGUCUUAAUGCAGAUAUUGUCAACUGACGUUACUAGUUUCUGAGUUGAAACAGGAUCCCUUGGGGGGGGGGGGGGGGGGGGCGGGGGGGGAAAUAGAAUUGGCCAAAAUAAGAGGUUUAGGCAUACAACAAUAGGCAAAGCAACCUUAUCUCUUCUUGAAAGUGCAUUAUUGGUACAUAUGAAACUGCUUCUAAAAGGCUACGCUCUUAAAUUGUGUGUCGUUGUUAAACUAUAUAUCCCUACUUGUAGUAAGGGACUGUUCGGUAAAGGUUUCUUUUUUCUAGGUAAGCUCCCUCAGUUUUACAGCAGAAGUAGUCCAGUGACUCUGCUUGACCUCUCAUAAACUAAAUGAGUCCUGCCUUUGGGUUAUUGUAAGCAUUUUAAUGAUUUUGUAUUAUCCCUGCUGGAAAAGCUUAAACAAAGUUGGAGUCAACAGAUGAAAACAGAGUAGGUACAGGAUGUUGUGGGUUUGAUUUUUACUCAAAGAUUCCUGGUCUUAAACUUUUGACAGGAAUGAUUAGAUCCUAUAGCUGAUAUUGAAUGCCUUUAUUAGUCAAACACAUCAUGACUACAAAUUCCAUGCUGUCUUUUAAUUUUUGUUGUAGGACUAUUUGAACAGUUAAUGAACAAAAAUGGAAACACACAGCCAUAUCAAUAUAACACCUCCUGUUCAGAAGUAAAUACACUCAGUAGCUGAACUAUAUCAAAAAAAUUGUGAUUAUGUUGUCUUGCAUAUGUUAUAUCUAAGGCUGUGAAAGUUUGUUACAGCUCUAGGAAAGUGUAGAAACAUGACAGUAUGUAGCUUUGCUAUUUUUUUUUUUUUUUUUUUUUUUAAUCCCUCCUCUUUAUGAUGGUUAGUGCUGCAGGUCAACCUGUUACAAAUCUUUUGACAAUCUGUGUCUUCCCAGUGGUUUGUUUAACUGUCAUUUCAACAGACAGUGGUGGUGUGGUAGCAGAGAAGUUGAAAGUACAGUGGUCUGCUUCAUUAUUAUUGUAUACAUGCUUUGAAGUAAAUUGCAGCACUACCUUAUACUUCAUCAGCUAAUAGGAAACUUUUUUAUUGUGUAAAUGCUGUAAGACUUUGUAUAUACUUCAGUUGUUACGAAAUCUUUAAAAGGAAGAGUGUUAUGCUAAUAAAUAGCUCCUGGUGCAGGUAUGGUAGGGUUUUUGUUCUUUUUUUACCCCUCCCAUUCUUAAAACUAUAUCAGGAACUCAAUUGCAGUGUGUUUUAGUGCUGUAGAAGGUCUUGGUUAAAUAAUAGUUCAGUAAAAGGUUACUUUUACUGAAGUGCUUUUCAGAAUAUAAUUUUUUAUAAAGUAACUAUAGCAGCAUGAUCUGUCUGAAGAACUAGAAAAGAUUUUCAAGACUCCUAAAAUAGCUUGCUUCUUCCUUACCUAGCAAUGUUACUGCUCCCGUUUAUAGCAUCUGUUCAUAAUGCAUCACUGCAGUCUUCUGAAUUAUUCUUCAGUAGUGCUUAUUUAUAUAUUUGAAUAUUAAAGGUGUUUUACAAAGUCGGGUUCUAUCUUUUCUCUAAGCCUGUGGCUCAUCUUCUCACUGAUAGCCACAGUUCAUGCAGGCAAAACUGGAAGCAGAGCCACACAGUCGUUUGUUGCCUAUGGAAUUAACCUACAUCAGGUUUUAUAUAAUUGUUUUCCAAAUGGUUGUUCAUGGGGCAAGGGGGCGGGGGGGGGGUGGGGGGGGUUGGGGAAAGCACACAUUCAGUUUCAGGAGGCUACUCUAUGGUUUUUACCGUUGGUUUCACGACCUAAGAUUUGCAACAUUCCUAGUUCGGUCAAAAAAAUGAGGAGCUGUGUAUUUCAGCUACAGGCACAUUUGUGACAUUUAAAGCUCCAUGGGUUUCAGUUGGCAUUGACAUCACACUGGUUUUUCAAGCAUAUUUUUCCAAUAGUAAGUUCUACUCAGUUCAGUGACUAUUUUGCCAAGGAAAAUAAUGCUUAAGGGAUUCAAGCCAAGUGUAAUGCAGCUGUACAGCAAUGAAAUAAAGAAGUUAAAAACAAAAUAAAAAUGCACUCACAUUAUUCUCUCUCAAUUGUUUUAAAAAUUAUGACAAACACGCUAUCUCAACUGUUGUCAGCCAAAAACAGUAAUAAAGAAGCCUGUAUAACUAGAAAAUGGAUUAGAGCAUAUGCUAGUAUUCUGAAGUUGUUUCCCAGGGUUUGUUAGGAAGCCAUAGGCUCUUGAGAAAUCAAAUUCAUUUCCUUUCAAUGCCACAAGGGCUUUAGGCUUGUGAGCUAUCUGUAAGAGAGCAUUUCCUCACCCGAGAUCUUAAGCAGCACGUUUGACACCGCGCAGGCUCUGACUGCACUCUCCCUGUUGCAUGCAAUACGCGCACGAAGAAGGCUUUACAGGACCCAGACCUUCACAGUCAACUGAACUUGCAGCUCUGGUGAGAUUGCAGUAAUAGAAAUCACAAGACUGCAAAAUGCCCACCAGGCUUUGAACACGCAGGUAGCAAUUGCCUUCAUUUGUCGCUUCAUUACGGUUUAUGCAGAUAGGGUUUAUGUAUUUAUAGUCUUGCCAUUACCUGUACGUUUGCAUAAAAACCAAUUUGCUGGUG
Falco peregrinus (peregrine falcon) is the source of this 5093-nucleotide messenger RNA. It is a transcript of the gene FAM110B, whose product is annotated as family with sequence similarity 110 member B. NCBI's taxonomy places the organism in Eukaryota, Metazoa, Chordata, Aves, Falconiformes, Falconidae. The transcript is spliced from 7 exons. The record is from RefSeq and is a predicted model, not a curated record. The coding region runs from base 1056 to 2168 and encodes 370 amino acids.